CUGAAAAACAAACCACUCAACUCCAUUUUGUUAUCAAUUUCAGAGCUGGAAUCUUAUCUUCCUCUUGUUCCAUGGCUUCCCUAUUCAAGCACGACGUUUUCCUCAGUUUUAGAGGCUCCGAUACCCGGGAAAGCUUCACCAGCCAUCUCUUUGCUGCUCUAGUUCAUAAACAGAUCAGGACCUUCAUCGACGACCAGCUCAGUCGAGGGGAAGAAAUCUCGCCUGCCCUUUUGCGAGUGAUUGAAACCUCGAUGAUCUCAAUCGUUGUUUUCUCUCGGGACUACGCGUCUUCCCCUUGGUGCUUGGACGAACUGGUGAAGAUUCUCGACUGCAAGAAGGUAAUGGGCGCAAUUGUUUUGCCUGUUUUCUACUGUGUCGAUCCUUCGGAUGUAGCUUCACAAACGGGAAGCUUUGGGGAUGGAUUUCGGUUGGUAGAGGAGGGGUGUACGGACAAGGUUAAGGUUCAGAGGUGGCGAGCUGCUUUGGUCGAAGCUGCUGAUUUGUCUGGUUGGAGUUCCCUUGUCAUUAGGCCAGAAUGUAGACUCAUUCAGGAGAUAGUCAAGCAUGUAAUGAGGAAGCUGGAUUGCAUUUCUUCAUGGGAAUCAAGGGGUCUUGUGGGAGUCCAUUCACGCAUUGAGAGAAUUGAAUCAUUGCUCUGCACUGGUUCGUCACCACUCAUUGUUCAAUUUCUUGGGAUUUGGGGCAUGGGAGGGAUUGGGAAAACGACCCUCGCAGAAUUGUUGUUUGACAAAAUCAAAUCUGAAUUCGAUGCUUCCUGCUUUCUCACCAAUGUGAAAGAAGAGUGUGAAAACCAUGGACUCGCCAGGUUGAAUGUGGAGCUCCUCUCCAGGUUACUGGAAGAAGAGCAACAAGUGAAUGUAGGAAGUCGUUUCGUUAGGAGCAGGCUUAGCCGAAUGAAGGUGCUCAUUGUUCUUGACGAUGUGAGUGAUUCAAGGCAGGUGGAGAGUUUAGCUGGAGACCAUGAUUGGUUUGGACCAGGGAGUAGAAUCAUCAUAACCAGUAGAGACAAGGAAGUACUUGACACUGCAGUAGAUGAGAUGUACAAUGUUGAAGGGUUGAAUGACCAUGAAGCUCUUCAACUCUUCAGUUCAAAAGCAUUUAGAAGAAGAAAGUUUGAUAGGACUGAUCAUGUUGAGACAUUGAGAAGAGCAGCUAACUAUGCACGUGGCAACCCAUUGGCACUGAAAGUUCUGGGAUCGUCCUUGUUUCGCAAGACAAAGGCCGAAUGGAUAUCUUUCUUGCAGAAAAUAGAGAGAAUUCCGAGACCCGAAAUUCAGAGUGUUUUGAGGACGAGUUAUGAUGGUUUGGAUGAUGAAGAGAAGGAUAUAUUCCUCGACAUUGCUUGCUUCUUUGUUGGGGAACACAAGGCUUUUGUUACACGUGUCCUGUUUGGCUGCGGCUUCUCUGCGGAUAUUGGUAUACGAGUUCUUAUUGAUAAGUCUCUCAUCACUGUCUUGGACAACAAGUUAAGGAUGCAUGGUCUGUUGCAGCAAAUGGGUAGGGAAAUCGUUCGACAGGAAUCUCUUAAGGAGCCUGGUAAACGCACUAGGCUCUGGAGUCCGGAAGAUGUCUACCAUGUGCUCACCGAAAAUACAGGAACUGAAGCGAUUGAAGGGAUGUUCUUGGACAUGGCCAAGAUAAAGAGGGUGAAGUUGAGUCGUAAUGCAUUUGCCAGAAUGCAUAACUUGAGACUGCUGAAGUUUUACAAUUCUGCCAACAGGGGCUUUAGCAAAGUUUUUAUACCAGAAGGGCUGGAGUCUAUUUCUGACAAAUUGAGCUAUCUAUAUUGGGAUGGAUGCCCUCUGAAGUCUUUGCCAUCCAGUGGUAGAACAGCUAACCUCGUUGAACUUAGCUUGCCAUCGAGUCAUGUUGAGGCGCUUUGGGAGAGAAACCAGUGUCUGGAGAAAUUGCAUACAAUUGACCUCAGCAAUUCCCGGUAUCUAACCAGCUUCCCGAACCUCUCAUCAGCACCAAUUCUGCAGAGUUUGAACCUCGAAGGCUGUUCAAGGCUGGUUAGAGUUCCAUCAUCCAUCAAGUUCCUAAGAGAGCUUGUUGUCCUGACAAUGGAAAAUUGCAAAACCUUAAGAUGCAUGCCGAGUUGUGCUCAUUUGCAGACACUCAAGAAGCUAAACCUUUCUGGAUGCUCCAAAUUAAGAUACCUGCAAGACAUUCCAAGGAGCUUAGAACAUCUGAGCUUAAACUCGACUGCCAUACGGAAGCUUCCUGAAUCGAUCGAGACUCUUUCGAGACUCACCUUUUGGGGGAUGAACCGUUGUAAGAGGCUCAAGUAUCUUCCAAGUAACAUUGGGAAGAUGAAAUCUUUGAAAACACUUUCUGUCUCAGGUUGCUCAAAGCUUGAGGCUUUACCUUCCAGCAUUAAGUUGCUAACUCAGCUGCAGAAGCUCGUGCUGAGCAAUUGCAGACGGAUUAGAUCUUUGCCUGAGCUUCCUUUGGGCGUCAGUAUGUUGAAUGCCAAUGAUUGUGUUUCGCUCGAAAGGCUGCCUUCUUCAUAUGCCAUUCCAAUGGGGAAAGUUUUUGUGAACAGUUGUCAUCUUCAAAUGUUCUCAUUCGCCAAUUGUUCAAAGUUAUAUGAGAACAACAAUAGUAAUAUUGAGGCUGACUCGUUUGUUAGGAUUCAUCAUGCAGCGGUAGCAGCUGUGAUAAACUAUCAGCAGGGGAUUCAUUCAUUGCGUUCAAACAGUAUCUGCUACCCCGCAAGAGAGAUUCCAAGGUGGUUUAGAUACCAAACAAAUGGCUCUUCUAUAACCAUAAACCUCCCUCCAGACUGGCUCAACUCCGAGUUCUUGGGAUUUGCACUAAGCGCAGUCAUUACAACCAAGGACCGCAAGAUCUUUGGCGCAACGGAUGUCGGUUGCCAAUGCAGUUUGAUAACUGCAAAUGGUCGAGAUAGCCAUGACAUUCUCUGCUGCAGGUUGGGGUUCUCGACUAUACAUAGCAAGAGGGAUUUCACUUGUGCUGAUCAUGUGGUGAUACGAUAUGACUUCAGCAUGUGCCAUAGACUACUCCGGGGAAGAGACCAUCAUCAGAAGCAGAACAAGAAUGACUCUCGUGUUUACCGGACCGCCAAAUUCAAGUUCUAUCCUGAGCAGACUGAUUCCAGAUACUUCUCGGCUUGGUUUCCUGUGCAGAAGUGUGGUGUUCAUUUUCUCUAUGCUGGAGGAGAGAUUGAAAGGUGCUGCACUUCUCUGCCCUUGGGCCAUUCUAGCUCGCCUUCUGAGUCAACCUCACUGCGACUUAAUGAAGGAAGAUAA
Molecule: messenger RNA, 3293 nt
Organism: Linum tenue
Lineage: Eukaryota; Viridiplantae; Streptophyta; Magnoliopsida; Malpighiales; Linaceae
Source: the annotation of a GenBank genome assembly